This is a messenger RNA of Musca vetustissima, 1270 nucleotides long. RefSeq lists its product as uncharacterized. Lineage: Eukaryota; Metazoa; Arthropoda; Insecta; Diptera; Muscidae. The record is from RefSeq and is a predicted model, not a curated record. Bases 15 to 1268 code for a protein of 417 amino acids. The transcript has 4 exons.
AAUAAAAAUAAAAUAUGGGAACCGGUAGCGCAAAUUACACCCCACCAGAAUGGAUAACAGCUGAAUUUCUACAGGAUGUGCUAAAGGAAUAUUUCAAAGAUGACACCUUGGAAGUCCAUGAAAUUGUUGUGAAAAGUGUUGGCACGGAUUUGGCCAGAGGCAGUGGUUUUGCUAGUGAAAUGCAUCGUGCCAUUUUCAAUUUGAAACGUAAUGAUGUUACCGGCAAAUUUUCCGUCAUUAUCAAGGAACAUCCCAAGGGUUACACAGGUGUUGUGGCACACAAGAGUAAACUUUUCAAACGUGAAAUUAUGGCCUACAAAGAAAUAAUACCACGCGUUGAAGAACUACUCGCCUCCAUUGGUGAUACCACCAAAGUUGCUCCCGCUUGUUACUAUACCACUGAGACACCACAACCAUUCCUUGUACUCGAAGAUAUGAAUUUAACUGGUUUUGAAAAUUUCGAAAAUGGACGUUUACUCAAUUUGGAUCAUGUCCUACCGGUAAUUGAGAAAUUAGCUAAACUGCAUGCCUGUUCAGCUGUUAUUGCUGCUGAAAAUCCUAAAAUUAUGGAAUUCUUUGAAGAGGCACCAAUAUCCCGCAAUCCUGAUCGUAAAGAUUUCUUAACAUUCUUUCCCGUCAAUAUCCGCUGUGUAGCCGAGGAGAUUGCCCACUGGAAGGGUUUCGAAGAAAUCACCGAGAAAAUGUUUAAAUUGGCGGAGAAAGUUUUGCCAGCCGCUGUGGAAAUGUAUGAAUCGCAUGAAAACGGUUUCCGUGUAUUCAAUGUGGCCGAUUUGUGGGUGGAUAAUUUAAUGUUCCAUCUGAAUAAUGAGACCAAGGAGCCCGAUAAUGUGGUGUUGUUGGAUUUCCAAUUGGCCUAUUAUGGUUCACCAGCCAUGGAUUUGAAUUAUUUCCUCUAUGGCUCACUUAACGAAAAUGUACGCAAGGUCCAUUUGAAAUAUAUUGUACGUGAAUAUCAUCGCAUCUUUAAGGAAACUUUGGAGAAGUUACACUAUGAAGGUGACAUACCUUCCUUGAAGGAUACCACCAUUGAAAUCAUUAAAAAUAGUUUACAAGCUGUCAUCGCUGCCACCUGCCUCACACCCAUCAUUUUCAUGGACAAAGAUGGUUUCCAAAAUUUGGAACAUCUAACCUCACGCACCGAAGAAGGUGAUCUGUUGCGUCGUCAAAAUGUUGAAAAUCCAAAAUAUCGUCAAUUUUUACAACGCACAGUUAAAGAAUUCGAAUUGAGUGGUUUCCUAGACCUAUAAAG